This is a messenger RNA of Penicillium pulvis, 2304 nucleotides long. RefSeq names its product fungal specific transcription factor domain-containing protein. The transcript is spliced from 5 exons. Bases 1 to 2304 code for a protein of 767 amino acids. Lineage: Eukaryota; Fungi; Ascomycota; Eurotiomycetes; Eurotiales; Aspergillaceae. Gene Ontology annotation, cellular component: chromatin. Gene Ontology annotation, biological process: regulation of transcription by RNA polymerase II; DNA-templated transcription. Gene Ontology annotation, molecular function: DNA-binding transcription factor activity, RNA polymerase II-specific; zinc ion binding; RNA polymerase II cis-regulatory region sequence-specific DNA binding. The record is from RefSeq and is a predicted model, not a curated record.
AUGAUAGCUGGCCCUGGUAUAGAGAAUGGAACGCAUUUAUUACCCACCAUUAGUGCAGAUGCGCACCAAGUCCCCAAUGGUCCAAAUCCGCGUGAUAUGUCACUAUCCACUCCUGGAAUUCCUCAUUCACCAUUAGACUUUCUUGCCAACAUAUCGGCACAGCACGGCCGAGCCGAUGCCGAUCUCCACCCCAUGUUGCUUGAUGAACAACAGCCGUACUUCGGCUGGAACGAGGUGACCACUGCAGAUCAACCAAUGCAGCAAAGCGGUGCAGGGCUCGAAGGUGUACCUAGCGACAUGCUGCAAUUGUGGCUCGAGCCCCGCACAGAUGGGGGCUCCAAUCACGGAUCGCUGGAUAUGGGCAAUUUCCCGAUAAUGGGAGACAAUAUGGUGAUGACACCAGAUCAACAAAACCGACAUUCAGUCGACAGCGGCAAGUCUGGAGGUGACAAUAUUCCCAACGAAAGAUUUGCCAAGGUGCAGCGGUGCUGGCUUGCACCAGCGAAUCACACUGGUCGACUAAUGAACAGCCUUUGGCGUGAUAUUGUGUACACCAACGUCGACAAUGUCUUUUCUGUCAAAUCUUCAGCCUUUCCCAAUGAUAUCAACCUACUUCAAGGGUCACGAUAUGGGGUUGAUGAAGAAUGCAGACGCUCUCUCCAGGCAGCAUUUGCCCAAACCUCAUUUGCCUUUCCCCAGAUGCAGUCACCAAGCAAUGAUGUCGCUUCUCCUGCCAUGUCUGGCUCGAGUUCGGCUCCAUUCCCUCAUUUCCCUCCGGCAGAGGUUCUGGAUAUGGCGUUAGACCAUUUCUUCCGCACAUUUCAUCCUCUUGUACCGUUCGUUCACCUUCCGACGUUUUCUGCAAAGAAAACCCGCCUGCCACUCCUCUAUGUAAUGUGUCUCAUUGGAAUGAUGCUCCUGGGGACCAAGGGCACAUCAACGUUUGUUUUACGGAAUUUUACGCAUGUGCUUGAGAAGAUUACCUCCGAGCUGGCUAAAUGCACUAUGGGCGUGGAGAGCCCCGCUAACACCAUGUCCAUCUUUGCCACUAUGUUUCUAUUCUUGAACUUGGCUGUUUUGACAGGAGAAAAAUCACAUUUGGAACAGUGCCAAAUGCUGUAUGUCAACCUUAUGUCGAUUACACAACGGCAUGGCCUCUUUGCGGCGACCGAGGGCCAAAUACUUGACAUGAGCCUUUUCGAAGGCGUGCCUGACAUUGACAUGAGAUGGAAAGCCUGGAGCAAGGUUGAAUCUACUAAGAGAGUUAUUAUUGGUCUUCUUCUGUUAGAUUCAUGGUAUUCGUCCCUACUUUCAACAAGUCCAAUUGUUAUCCCCGACACAAUACAAAUCAUCAUGCCCUGCAACGAAGCUCUCUUCCGCGCACACUCGUCAAUGCGCUGGACUCAGCUCAUCCGCAGUGGCAAAAGGAUACUCAUGUCAACGGUGCUGGCGCCGUCAGAAAAUAUCAACAUUCCCACUCUAGACGGCCCUAUUGACGAACUCAGUAUCCAAGCUGUGCUCGCAAUGGUCCAACUACGCCAAUCAGAAGCUUACCACCGCCUCCUCUCCAAUCGCGCCAGCUAUCCCUUCGCCCCCUGCCACACAUACGCAAUGGACGGUCGAUCCCGAUGUCUUCCGUCCAUCCAAUCGCAAAUUUCAACAGAAUACGGCGAAUCACUCCUUCAACUCAAUCCAAACUCCCUUGUUAUGUGGCACCACAUGUGCAUGACCCUAACGGCUGACAUUCAGAUCUUCGACUUCGCAGCUGGUCGAGCGGGACCAAUCCCAGCGCGAAAAGCGCUCGAUGAUAUUUCCGAGUGGGCGCAGACCCCCGCUGCUAGGCGAGCAUGUCUACAUGCAGCACACAUCUAUAAAGCCAUGGUCAACCGCAAAGCAUCCGACCACCCAACCUUCCACUCGGUCUUCGCUGUGUUCUCUGCCGGCCUGGUAUUAGGCUUAUACACAUUCAUGGUCCCCGAUUCUGCCAACGCGGCAUCUAGCGUCGGAUCGAUUGAUCUCAUGGAUGACAUUGACUGGCAGCAGAUCGGAACAGAAGGUUUCACCAGCUUUAUGGAACCUAGGGGCAGUCAAUCAUUUUCACCGACGGACGAUCCCGCUGUAAACUUCAUUCGUAAUGGUGCUACGAUUUAUCUUCGCGGUGUGCCUUUCCAAGGGGGGUACCAGUCUGCCCGGAGGAUCUUGCUCGAUUAUGCUAGUCUUCUCAAGGACUCGGGGAAGUGGAGUGUCAAGAAGUUCUCGUAUGUACUUCAUAUCAUGAGUGAUGUUUUGAUGGAUGUGGAAUGA